AUGCAUUCCGGCCACACCACACUCAGGGCUGCACGUCGUCCCGGACCGUAUAAAAGGGCCGUCGUCCGGCCGCUGAGGACACAAGCGAUUUCACCACCACCCCCACCGCAGCAGCAUCAGCACCAGCAGCGGGAGCAGCACGCAACCAUGUGGAAGGCAGUGAUCUCCUCCGCCCUGUUCUUGGCCGUCCUGGCCGACGCCGGUACUCUCCGCGGUGGAUACGCUGGCGGCGGUCUCGGAGCAGUCGGCGUUGGGAUCGCAGGCGGCUACGCCGGACGUGGCUACGUCGCCGGCGGCGGUGGCGGAUACUAUGGAGGAGGUUACAGGGCCUACGAAGACAACAGGCCGAGGCCGUACAGCUUCGGCUACGUCGCUCAGGGAGCGGACGGGUCCAGCUCUCGCCAGGAGGUGGGCGAUGGCAGCGGUAGCGUCCAGGGAGAGUACACCCUGAGCACGGCCGAAGGCGGCCAGCGGAAGGUCAAGUACACGGCCGACGCGGGAGGCUUCCGCGCCGUCGUCGACACCAACGAGCCGGGCACGCAGAGCGAGAGCCCCGCCGACGUGGCCCUGCGGUCGUCCUCGCCGCCGGCCUACCUGCUCGCCUCCAAGUACGGUGCCGCCGGGUCGUACGCCGGGGCCAGACCGCGAGCAGUGUACGGGGGCGCCGGCGGGCUGUACGGAGCGGGCGCCGCCGGAUACGGGGGUGCCGGCCUUUACGGAGGUAUCGGCCGAGGUGUCGGAGUGUACGCCGGCGGACGCGGUGUCGGAGUGCUCGGAAAGCACGGCGGUGGCUGGCACUAGUGAACCCGCCAUCGGCCUCCUUACAU
Dermacentor silvarum is the source of this 827-nucleotide messenger RNA. RefSeq names its product adult-specific cuticular protein ACP-20-like. Gene Ontology annotation, cellular component: chitin-based extracellular matrix. Gene Ontology annotation, molecular function: structural constituent of chitin-based larval cuticle. The record is from RefSeq and is a predicted model, not a curated record. The coding region runs from base 1 to 801 and encodes 266 amino acids. Lineage: Eukaryota; Metazoa; Arthropoda; Arachnida; Ixodida; Ixodidae. The transcript is spliced from 3 exons.